CGUCACUUUCGCGCCAAAAGUUGUCAUCGGGGCAGACGAGGCGGCGGCCGCUUGACUAUUUUCCACAUUUUUCGCCAUGGACGUCGCCGAGGCCAACGCUGCUCAGACCGCCGUGAAGGACGAGGUCGGGGAGCGCUGCCAGAAGCUAUUUCAAGACUUCCUGGAGGAGUUCCAGGAGGAGGGCGAGGUCAAGUACCUGGAGGAGGCGCGUGACCUGGUCAAGCCGGAGAGGAACACGCUGGAGGUCUCCUUUGUGGACAUUGACAAGUUCAGCCAAAACCUCGCCACCAUCAUUGUUGAGGAGUUUUACAGAGUGUACCCCUUCCUGUGCCGUGCCGUGCGUAACUUUGUGCGGGACCAUGCGGAGGUGUCGGUGGAGAAGGAGUACUACCUCAGCGUGGUGGAUGUGCCCACGCGACACAAGGUGCGGGAGCUCACCACGCAGAAGGUCGGCACACUCAUCCGCAUAUCAGGACAGGUUGUGCGCACUCACCCCGUCCACCCAGAGCUUGUCUCGGCUACCUUCAUCUGCAUGGACUGCCAGACGGUGAUCACCAAGGUAGAGCAGCAGUUCAAGUACACGCAGCCCACCAUCUGCCGGAACCCCAUCUGCAACAACCGCAAAAACUUCCUCCUCGACACCAACAAGAGUCGCUUCGUCGACUUCCAGAAAGUGCGCAUCCAGGAGAUUCAGGCUGAGCUGCCGCGCGGAUGCAUCCCUCGCAGUGUGGAGGUGGUGUUGCGGGCGGAGGCAGUGGACCAGGCACAGGCCGGCGACCGCUGCGACUUCACCGGCACCCUUAUCGUGGUGCCGGAUGUGUCAGUGCUCAACCUCCCAGGCGCCAGGGCCGAGAACUCCGCCAGGCAUAAGGGUGAAGACAGUGAGGGGGUGACUGGCCUCAAGGCUCUGGGUGUAAGGGACCUCAACUACCGCCUGGCCUUCCUGGGCUGCUCCGUCACCCAGACCAACCCUAAGUUUGGAGGGAAGGAGGUGCGCGGGGAGGAGGUGACGGCCGAGAGCAUCAAGCGCCAGAUGACGGAACUGGAGUGGAACAAAGUGUACGAGAUGUCCCGGGACAAGAACCUUUACCAGAACCUCAUCACCUCCCUCUUCCCCACCAUCCACGGCAACGAUGAGGUCAAGCGAGGUAUCUUGCUCAUGCUGUUCGGAGGGGUGCCCAAGACCACUCAGGAGGGCACCAGCCUGCGAGGGGACAUCAACGUGUGCGUCGUGGGUGACCCGUCCACCGCCAAGUCACAAUUCCUCAAGCAGGUGUCGGACUUCACCCCACGUGCCAUCUACACCUCUGGCAAGGCAUCGUCAGCGGCAGGUCUCACGGCGGCUGUGGUGCGCGACGAGGAGUCCCACGAGUUCGUCAUUGAGGCGGGUGCUCUCAUGCUGGCGGACAACGGCGUGUGUUGCAUCGACGAGUUUGACAAGAUGGAUCAGAGGGACCAGGUGGCGAUUCACGAGGCUAUGGAACAGCAGACUAUUUCCAUCACUAAGGCUGGAGUGAAGGCAACCCUCAACGCACGCACCUCCAUCCUUGCCGCAGCCAACCCCAUCGGCGGCCGCUACGACCGUGCGAAGUCGCUGCGCCAAAACAUUGCUCUCUCCGCACCCAUCAUGUCCCGCUUUGACCUGUUCUUCAUCCUGGUGGACGAGUGUAAUGAGGUUACAGACUACGCCAUUGCGCGGCGCAUCGUGGACCUCCACUGUCGUAACGAGGCCAGCGUGGACCGCACAUACUCCCUGGAGGAGGUGCAGCGAUACAUCUUAUUCGCCAGGCAGUUCAGGCCCAAGAUGAAUAAGGAGGCGACUGAGUACCUGGUGGAGCAGUACCGCACCCUAAGGCAGAGGGACAGCGUGGGGGUGGCGCGGUCCUCAUGGCGAGUCACCGUGCGUCAGCUGGAGUCCAUGAUCAGGCUGUCCGAGGGGAUGGCCAGGAUGCACUGCUCCGACCAGGUCGCCCCAAAACACGUCAAGGAGGCGUUCCGUUUGCUGAACAAGUCCAUCAUCCGCGUGGAGCAGCCGGACGUCCACCUGGAUGGCGAGGAAGGCCAGGAGGAAGAGGGGGAGGAGGAGGUUCCCAUGGAGACGGAUGAGAACACUGACCCCAAUGCAGGAGUGAAUGGUGUCGCAACCCCUGCCUCGCAAGAAAAGGACCCCAAGGAACGUUCCACCACCAAGACGCUUUCCUACGAGACAUACCGAAACAUGACCAACCUCCUCAUGAUGCACAUGCGGCGGGAGGAGAUGAGCACUGAGUCCCAGGAGGGCGAGGAAGGGUCCGAGAGCGCUGGACUGAGGCGGUCGGCCAUCGUCAACUGGUACCUGUCAGAGAUGAGCGGCGAACUGGAGUCUGAGGCGGAGUUGGUGGAGCAGAAGGUCCUGGUGGAGAAAGUGCUGGACCGCCUCACCUAUCAUGACCAGGUGAUCGUGCCCCUCACACACACGGGGCUCAAGGGCUCCUCCUCUGGGACCCUGGACGAGGCAGACCCGCUCCUGGUGGUCCAUCCCAACUACAUUCUGGACUCGUAGGCCUCCAGCAGCUGCAGUGGGUGGGUUGGGUGGGCAUGCAACCUUUGAAAAAUUGAAUGCAAUUGAAAUGUGUUCUGUUAGCUUUGAUAGAGUGGGAAAUAGCUCCUAAGGAUUAAUUUCACAGAAGUAUUUCUUAUUGGGGUUAGUUAACAUCUCAUUAGGUUAUUGUUUUCUCCUCAUGAUAGAAGAAAUUACUGUUACUGUGAAACUGUAGCAUUUCUGAUAGCACAAGUUAUAACGUUUGUACAAAUUUGGGGGAAAGUUCCACAGCCGUGUGUGUGUGUGUGUGUGUGUGUGUGUGCUGCCUGGAAUAUCACUUGGUGUGUUCCAGGACACGUUCACUGUGUACAAGGAUUCAGGAUAAGCGAGAAAUAAUGUGCCUUGCCUGGCCUUACAUAAAGUAACCCAGUAUUUUUAUGACUAUUAAUUAAAGCAAUACUUAGCAUUUCUACAAAUGGUUAUAUUUUGUUUUUUACUGAAAAUAUUAAAAAAAUUACAAGCAA
Eriocheir sinensis (Chinese mitten crab) is the source of this 3045-nucleotide messenger RNA. RefSeq names its product DNA replication licensing factor MCM6-like (gene Mcm6). The transcript is spliced from 16 exons. Gene Ontology annotation, molecular function: single-stranded 3'-5' DNA helicase activity; single-stranded DNA binding; ATP binding. Lineage: Eukaryota; Metazoa; Arthropoda; Malacostraca; Decapoda; Varunidae. The record is from RefSeq and is a predicted model, not a curated record. Bases 77 to 2542 code for a protein of 821 amino acids. Gene Ontology annotation, biological process: DNA replication initiation; mitotic DNA replication; double-strand break repair via break-induced replication. Gene Ontology annotation, cellular component: nucleus; MCM complex.